Coccomyxa subellipsoidea C-169 is the source of this 819-nucleotide messenger RNA. RefSeq lists its product as hypothetical. NCBI's taxonomy places the organism in Eukaryota, Viridiplantae, Chlorophyta, Trebouxiophyceae, Coccomyxaceae. The transcript has 6 exons. The record is from RefSeq and is a predicted model, not a curated record. Bases 1 to 819 code for a protein of 272 amino acids.
AUGACAACCUCGUCGUCUCCCAGUCUUAUCGAGGAAGGGCGCAUCUAUUUCCUCUACAGGCCCCGCGUGGCAGUGGAGGAGGCACACAGCCUGCAGGAUGUGCAGCGCUUCUUCAUCAUCAUGAGCCCAACCUCGCGCAAAGGCGCUCCCCACCGCCUGCUUGUCAUCGGCAAGAAGCGGCUGCCAGACCCGCGACGCCAUGAGAGAUUCUUUGGCUUUGUGCUGGCCACAGCUCCCAAGGUGGAGGAUCUGACCAGGGACCUGGGCCCCAAGGACUACACAACCUCUACCAGAGGCUCGCGCUCUGUCGAAGCCGCCAGGGCCCUGGGAGAAGGUGUGUACAGCAUUGUGGACCAUGGCAGGCACACCCACCUGGCCUAUGAGCUGGAAGUGCCUGAGGAGCCGGGCGAGGUGCAGAAGCAGUUCUGCAUCCUCAAGGAGGGCAACUAUAUCAUCCAGAUCAAGAACCCGGAGGCACCCAGCCCGCCACCGGUGCGUGGCGCCCCAAAGCCGCAGUACUCAGAGGAGAAGAAGGAAACGUUCAGGGGAUAUGCGUGGAUCCCUGCCAGGGACCCCUCCUUACUGGACCAGAGGGGCUGCCAGAUCCUGCUCAUCGGCGCGCGGCCCGAAAUUGCAAGUGAUCUGGGCCAGAAGUUGCGCCAGCACUUGGAGGAGAUUGUUGAGGAGGACCUGAGGGCAGCAGAGCACAUGCCUGGCAGCGACGAGGAUGAGAAGCUGGCAGCAAAGCUGCUGGAAGACCUGCAUGCCGAGGGGCACACCCUCACGAUUGACCCUGCGGUCAGCGGGCACUGGAAGUGA